Messenger RNA from Micropterus dolomieu (smallmouth bass), 4374 nucleotides. RefSeq names its product BCL2 like 11 (gene bcl2l11). The coding region runs from base 134 to 868 and encodes 244 amino acids. The record is from RefSeq and is a predicted model, not a curated record. Lineage: Eukaryota; Metazoa; Chordata; Actinopteri; Centrarchiformes; Centrarchidae. The transcript has 4 exons.
AUGUCUUUCUCACUUUGAACCUCUGGAUCCUACAUGGUCUUGCAUUGAAACUAUUUAGAUAUAUUUAUAUUACAACCAACUUCUCUUAUCGUGUUUUUUCCCACGGAUCCAGCUGUGAUGUCCUGCGACUGACAUGCAACUUCCGUCCAGACCACCAAACCGGUCCGAUGGCUCGACCGCAGUAACGGCGACACAGGGGAGCGGAGGAGAUCCACCACCCGUCGGUGCCGCUGGAGCCUCAGCUCAAACCUCCCGUUCAGACAACUGCGGCGAGCGCAGCUUCGGCCACCCCGAUCCCCCCGGAGGAGGAGAGCCGGACUCGCCGUACAGAACCACCCCCAUCUCCCCUAUCGACAGCCUAGGCGUGUUUCAGACCAGGUCUAUUUUUCACCUCCCUCGCCGUGCCUCCAGUGGAUAUUUCUCCUGCGAAGGCGACUCGCUGCCGAGCUCCCCGCUCUCCCCGAGGCCAUUGACGGCUGACAUAGGCACGCAGACUCCAAGCCACACCAGCCAAAUGGUUAAACACGCCCAAGAGCGCAUGGCUGAGGCGCACGGCAGAGGACCGGGGAUGCACCAGCAGCACGGACACUCUCCCAGACCCUCUAGCUCACGGCCACGAAACGCAGCAAGGGACAUGCAGACAGAGGCAAUCGGGCGAGAACUCCAGCGUAUAGGAGAUGACUACAAUCGUCUCCUACGAAGGAGGGAGGCAGUCAGACCUAGACGGGUUGUCAUCUAUCCGAACCCACUGCCGCACAUCCGCCAAGAGCCCACAAUGCUGUUCUGUGUGGGCCUUCUGCUCCUUCUGAUUGGACGGAUAAUCUACUUGCAAGGCAGUACGAACAGCCAGGACCACUCUCAGGUUUAGCCUUUGGAAAACCCAGCAGACGUAGCAUUUUUCUUCAUCUUCAUGUUGUUGGAUCUUUUGUUUAUGGGGAACUAAUUUUUACCAUCCUUAAUUCCAGUUUCCCAUUUGGUGACGGAGACUUUGGACUUUGUUUAAUUUUGAUGGAGAUAAUUGGUUAACAACUUCAACUUCAAGGAACUCUAAAAUGCCUGGAGCUUUUGCUUUUUCACAGCUGUUUUUCCAUUAUGGUCUCGGAGCCUUACCAAACAGCUGGGAUUUACACUCCUUUCCAGCAUAGAGGCCGCCAUGUCACCUAAAUAUGCCUCCGUGCAAAAUUACGCCUGUGGAAUUUUAAACGUGCCUUGUACAGUUUCCUGUUUACUCUUUUUUAGCUUCUUUUAAGUUGUUUUUGUACAGAGAUUAUGAGUUCUUCAGGCGAUCAACUCUGCCGACCCAGGGUUGUUAAAGUUUGUGGGUCAAGUGCACAAAAUUUCCCCCUAUCUUUUCAUCCUGAAGGUUUCAGGCAGGAAAAAAAUUAUCUUGCACUCCCAUCACAUCAGGAUCCAGCAUGCAACAGACUUGUGACCUGUGUGGGAACAAACUGGACCAAAGUAAUAAUUUUAACCCAACAUUUUUAUCCAACAAUGUUCUGAAACUACUGUGCCAUUUAACGUUUUGUUACAAUGAAUUACAUGUCUGCCUAUGUCUACAUUGUUAGUCAAUAAGAGCCAGCGGUCUGCCAUGCCACACUGUAUUUUUCUCCAACUAAAGCCCCAGUUGGACAGGAUUAAUAUUCCAGGUGGGUAAUAAAAUAUUUGCUGUAGCACCUAAACAUUUUCUGGGUGGCAAAUUACAGUAUGUGAUAUCAUCAUCACCAGCUGAGCUGAUGAAACAACAAAAAAUAAUUUGGACUGUAAAUCGUUUUGUGGUAGGGGAGAAAAAUGUGCUCUGGGCCCAUAAUCCCAUUCAAUAGGAAAAUUACCCAACUUUCCCUAGAUUAAUGAAUCCUGUCCAAAUGCAGUUUAUAAUUGAAUUUGUCUGCAUUGAUGAUUAAGUGUCCAUUUUGUUUUGUGUGUCAUGUUUCAAUACUCUUGGUCAAGUUUUAACUACAGUAGCUCUCCUGUUACCGUUGGCAAAUGGCAAAUAUGUAAUAACGUAAUCUGUAAUGCAAUUUAACAAAAAAAAAAAGACAAACCAUUUUCUUUGAAUUUCUGCUAGUAUGUUUUAUCCACGGAUUUCAUGACUACUUUACAACUUAUUAAACAGCAAUUGGUACACAAUAGACACUAUGACCUCACCCAUUGAUACCAGUAAGAUAAUACUGUACCAACAUUCGAAUAAUUGAUACCAAUCUUCCUCUGUACCGAAAAGACGGUGUGUUUCUGUAACCACUAUAACCAGAUUGAAAGCUGAAGGCAUGUGACUUCCUCUCAGCUCACUAAAAUCUAACUUCAUAAAUUUCCAAGGACUUUAGAAUCGCUUUUAUCACCAAAUGAAAUCACUGUACGUGGAUUCCUAAAAGAUUACAGUUUUUUAAGCAUUAAAGAGUUUCACUUCACUCUUUGCUCUGGUUGUAUUCAGCAUUAAAACAAAGAUUUUGCACAUUGAUCAUCAAAAGCAGGAGUAGAUUACUUAACUUGUCAAUGCAAUAAUACGAUUUGAGUGCUUGUUACUAAGCUGCCCAGUUAGUGGAGUGAAAUACAAAAGCGCAAGUUGAUGAACAAAAUCAAUAAUGAAAUUAUGACAAACAUUUAAACCAUUAAACAGUGUCAUUUGCUGCUGUCUUGUUUACUCAGCCUCUAUCUUCCGCAUUUACAAACCUUACGUUGACUCUGACUUUAAUAUUCAAUGCAUUUUUCUACUGUAACUGAUCAAACAGAACUGUCUUCCAUCGUUCUUUGUGUCAGCCUCUGGAUAUAACAUUAGCAGCCAGACUGAAUUUAGUUGGCAAGUAUUGGUUUGUUGACAAGGUCAUGUUAUCCGUUUAUUAGCACAGUGAUUCAGACCCAGCCAAGUCUCCUUAUGCUUGCCAGGUCAUUAAACACUCUCAGAGAGAGAUUUCUGGACAACAACCAAACACUGAAUCAUGCAGAGUCAAAGAGGGUUUUGUCACUGACUAUUUAGCUAAGUGAUGCAGGCUUCAGAUUAAAUACGUUGAUUGUUAUCUUUGAACUUUUUAGGCUCAUUAAAACACAUCAGUUUGGUUGUCAUGUGAGGAACUACCAAAAGUAGGCCAUGGUUUUUUCAGGUCUUAUGAUUACUAAAAUGCAUAAACAGUGUAAGUGUGAAACCCUUUUCUACAAAACGUAUGAAAUGCCUGCUCUUUUGUAUACAAAUAUAUGGAUUUCUUCUUCUUUGGGGGUUUCAGUUCAGAGUUAACAAUUGCUUUUGUUAACUCUGUUGACUACUUAACAAUGUCAAGCAUAUGAAUAUGCAGUAGUGAAGAAGAAUUAAAAAAAUAAAAACAUAAAAAUAACCCAAGCAUCUUUAAAUACAAGUGCAUACAUGUUCAGCAUGAACGAUGCGUCCCACAUAGAAGCAAGGGAAGUGGAUGUGUGCUCUUUUCUCUUUUCUGGAGGUGGGGGACCAGAUAUACGGUUGCCAAACCAACCAGUUAAUCUUCAUCAUUGAAGCUUUCUCUAAUAAAAUCAAACCAUACUGUUUGAACAUGGCGCCACCCGUAGCUCACCUUGUAAAACAUGUACGAUGUAUCAAGACUGUGUCCUUACCGCAGAAGCCUGGGUUCGAUUUCCGGCCCGGGCCCUUUGCUGCACAUCAUCCUCUUUCUCCCUCCCCUACUUUUCCUGUCCCUCUCCAGCUAUCACUAUCAUAAUGAAGCAGAAUAAUAAUCUAAAAAAGAAAACCCUUCCGAGAAAGCAUGAAUUUCAUCUUUGUGUGGCUUGUCCAAGGUUGUUUUCUAGCGUGGAAUGAGCUGAUUGUUGCCUCUUGUGCCUGUGAGGGAAAAACACCCAUUAUAACUGGUUCUCUCCCUGGUUGUUUUCUGUUCUCCGGCCUCAUGGGGCAGUAAUGAGCUCCUUAGUGCUUGGCACACCAGAAUGUGGUGAAGAAAACACUGCGUUCAAAAACUUACAUGGAUAAAAGGUGAAAUUUAUACUUUAUCUGAAGCACUUUCAAACUGUACUUAUCAAACUGUAUUUUUACAGGAGAAAAUACUUGAAGACCAACUGGUUGGUUUGGCAAAUGUUCAUCAGGGGAUGAGACGGUCCCAAACAGGGCUUCCCAUAAACCACAGUGGGUUUGGGUUUGUCAUGUUCUACCCAUUGAGCUACACUGUAGUAAACAUCAAACGUUGUCUUUUAAAGGUUCAUAUAUGCAGUGUGAAUGUCAACCAAAGAGAUAUGUGCAAAACUAUUGUUUCCUGGUUUGUUUUGAAUGGUACAAGUGAAAUGUUAACAAUUUCUCUGCCAUACUGUAUGUUGUUUUGUUUGGUACCAAUCAAUCACAAAAUCACAUCAGCUACAGUGAGUUUCUGCUUUCGCCUGACUGGAAUAAAAAUGGAAAUGUAA